Messenger RNA from Empidonax traillii (willow flycatcher), 596 nucleotides. RefSeq names its product LYR motif containing 7 (gene LYRM7). The record is from RefSeq and is a predicted model, not a curated record. Gene Ontology annotation, biological process: mitochondrial respiratory chain complex III assembly. The transcript is spliced from 6 exons. NCBI's taxonomy places the organism in Eukaryota, Metazoa, Chordata, Aves, Passeriformes, Tyrannidae. Bases 22 to 477 code for a protein of 151 amino acids.
CGCAAAUGGCCGUUGUGGGAAAUGGAGGCGAGACAGGAUAAGCGGAGGUUAAAAUGCGUGGAAAGCGCGGCUCGUGAGGUGAAGUUUUUGUUUGCUGACCUGGCAGUUGUAUUUAAGGGAAGGACUUUGCUUUGCUUUGGUUCUGCCACACCACUUGUAGAAGAUUACACCCAGGUUUUAAAGGUUUUUAAGUUGUUACACCGAACACGGCAAGAAGUUUUUAAAAAUGAUACCAGAGCCCUUGCAGCUGCAAGACAAAAGAUAAAUGAAGAAUUCAGAAAUAACAAAGACGAGACAUCUGAGGAAAAGAUAAAUGAGCUUCUGAAAAUAGCUUCAGAUGUUGAAGUGAUUCUUAGAACUUCUGUUAUUCAGGCAAUUCAUACGGAGUCUGACAAAAUAGUGCUCGUACCCAGGAAAGAUCUUCUGCAAGACAACACUCCUUACUUAGAUAAACCCACAAAAAAGCAAGAAUCCUGAGGAAAAUGUGCCCCCUCUCCCCAGAAAGUUAACAUUCUGUAAUGGGAUCUCUGAAAACCAACAAACGGUGUAUCCCUAUUUUGAAGCUAAAUUUUGAAAGCAGUUAAAGAUUGUUACCA